Calypte anna (Anna's hummingbird) is the source of this 3365-nucleotide messenger RNA. It is a transcript of the gene MKRN1, whose product is annotated as makorin ring finger protein 1. The transcript has 8 exons. Lineage: Eukaryota; Metazoa; Chordata; Aves; Apodiformes; Trochilidae. The coding region runs from base 160 to 1977 and encodes 605 amino acids. The record is from RefSeq and is a predicted model, not a curated record. Gene Ontology annotation, biological process: protein polyubiquitination. Gene Ontology annotation, molecular function: metal ion binding; ubiquitin protein ligase activity.
AAUCGGAGCCGCCGUUCGGCGGUGGGAGGGGAGGGGGCGGAUCCACAGCGCGGCUCAGCGGCCCCGCUGCCCAUCGCCGCCCGAGUGCGCCCCGUCCCGCCGGCCGGAAGGAUGUGCUCCCGGAAGUUCCGGCGCUGCCGCUGUGUGGGAUAAACAGUCAUGGCGGAGGCGGUGGCUCUAGGAACAACGGCGGACGCCGCGGCAGCCGUGGCGCUGGGAACAUCCCCCGUGGCGGCCGCGGGAGCCGCGGCUGCGGCCUUCGACUUCGUAGACGUGCCGCCGCCCGUCGUGGGGCCGGGAGGAGGCGGAUGGACCAAGCAAGUCACUUGCAGAUAUUUCAUGCAUGGAGUCUGCAAGGAAGGAGACAACUGCCGCUACUCCCAUGACCUCUCCACUAGUCAGUCUGCCAUGGUGUGCAGGUACUACCAGCGAGGAUGCUGUGCUUAUGGAGAUCUUUGCAGAUAUGAACAUACCAAGCCACUGAUACAGGAAGAAGUGACUGAUGUGGAUCCAGAUGCAAAGAUUUAUGCCUCGAUGUCCUCAGACUUCGCAUCACUCCCUGAAACAGUUGAAGACAUCAUUGCUGAGAUAGAAGAUGAAAAUAUAGAUCUAGCAGCUGAAAAUAUAGAUCUGGCAGCUGAAAAUAUAGAUCUGGCACCUGAAAGUAUUGGUCUGGCAGCCGAAUGUAUUGGUCUGCCACCUGAAAGUAUGGGUCUGCCACCUGAAAGUAUGGGUCUGCCACCUGAAAGUAUGGGUCUGCCACCUGAAAGCAUGGGUCUGGCAGCUGAAAGCAUGGGUCUGGCAGCUGAAAGCAUGGGUCUGCCACCUGAAAGCAUGGGUCUGCCACCUGAAAGCAUGGGUCUGCCACCUGAAAGCAUGGGUCUGCCACCUGAAAGCAUGGGUCUGGCAGCUGAAAGCAUGGGUCUGUCACCUGAGAGCAUGGGUCUGGCAGCUGAAGAUAUUGGUCUGGCAGCUGAAAAUAUUGAUCUAGCAGCUGCAGGAGUAGGUGCUGAAGACUGGGUGAAUGCUGUGGAGUUUGUCCCUGGGCAGCCGUACUGUGGACGUGCUGCCCCUUCCUGUGCUGAAGCAUCCUUGGAAGAAAUGGUGAUUGAGGAAGAAUAUGAAAAGCAGGAAAUAGAUGUGGAGAUAAAGAAGGAGCUGUGCCCCUACGCUGCAGUAGGAGAAUGUCGUUACGGGGAAAACUGCGUGUAUAUCCAUGGGGAUGUGUGCGAUAUGUGUGGGCUGCAGGUCUUGCAUCCAAUUGAUGCUGCGCAGAGAUCCGAGCACAUAAAGUCUUGCAUUGAAGCUCACGAGAAGGACAUGGAGCUUUCAUUUGCCGUCCAGCGUAGUAAAGACAUGGUGUGCGGGAUAUGCAUGGAGGUGGUGUAUGAGAAAGCUAAUCCUAGUGAGCGCCGCUUUGGGAUCCUCUCCAACUGCAGCCACACUUACUGCCUCAAGUGCAUCCGCAAGUGGAGGAGUGCUAAACAAUUUGAGAGCAAGAUUAUAAAGUCCUGCCCAGAAUGUCGGAUCACAUCUAACUUUGUCAUUCCAAGUGAGUACUGGGUGGAGGAGAAGGAAGAGAAGCAGAAACUCAUUCAGAAAUACAAGGAGGCAAUGAGCAACAAGCCAUGCAGGUAUUUUGAUGAAGGCCGUGGGAGCUGCCCAUUUGGAGGGAACUGUUUUUACAAGCAUGCGUAUCCUGAUGGCCGCCGAGAGGAGCCACAGAGAUCCAAAGUGGGGACAUCAAGUAGAUUCCGGGCCCAGCGGAGGAAUCGGUUCUGGGAGUUCAUUGAGGAGCAAGAGAACGGUGAUCCGUUUGAGACCGAUGAGGAUGAGGAUGAGGUGGUGGCCUUUGAGCUUGGUGAGAUGUUGCUUAUGCUGUUGGCAGCAGGACGUGACGAUGAGCUAACGGAUUCCGAGGAUGAGUGGGACUUGUUUCAUGAUGAGCUGGAAGAUUAUUAUGAUUUGGAUCUAUAGCACCUGUCAGUGGAGUGUGGACUGUCGUCUUGGCUUCAGGCAGUAGCUAUUACCUGUGGUGUUGUGGCAGUGCCUGUGUUUCUCCUAGGCAGGCCGAUCAAUUCCAGGUGCUGUUGUAAUAACUUUUACCCAGGGUCUGUCUCUUCCCAUCCCCUCCCAUCCCAGGAGUGUUGUUUUUUCCUCUGUUUAAAAAAAAAAUAACAUGAAAUAAAUCUUUAAAAUGUUAGUUUUUGUAAAAAUGAAUUUAACUGUCAAACAGUUAGCUUAGGUUUGUUGCUUCAUCUGUGUACCCAACAGAGUUCACCCAGUUCCAGGGUUAAAGUGUUUACAGGACUUCCACACUCAUUUUGAAGAGCCCAGAUACAAAAAUGAGCAGUGGCCAUGCAGUGGGGAUGUAAAUUGGCUGAUGGUCUUUCUGUCAUUGUAUCAAUAUUUCUGACUUCAGGCCAGAUACAAAUACUCAGUUUCUGGCAUCAGCUCCGUUCCAGCCCCCUCAUGUACACAUUUUCAUUUGUGAUUUUGGUCUCUUGUUUACUUGCACAUUACUAUUACUACUGUGUAACCAGAACCAGGUGUGAACGUUCUGGGUUUUUACUGUGUUAGCAUGAAAGGAAAAUGUCUUUGUGAAAGGAGAACUCUCUAUGUGUAUAUACAGAUAAAUGUGGAGUUGGACCUCAAGGAUGGGGAGACUCUGUGUAAGUUAAAAAUAACAAAACCAUCUUUCAUCCCCUCUUGGUGCAUGAAGCCUAGCCUCCAAUUGGACAUGAAACUGGUUUAGUGGUCUCAGCUCAGUCUGUGGCAGUAAUCUUCACUAUCGCUUAACUUAAUAGACAGCACCCCCUAAUACAGCAGCUCUCUUUGAUGUGUAGGAUUAGGGUUGUCCAGGAGCAGAAAUCCGGUUAGCCAAGGUGAGGUCGGAGGAACACCAGAGAGGCCCCUUUAGCUUUAUUGCUCUGUAAUUUUUAGAGUUUGAUGUAACCACUUAAGCCAUGAGCUUUCCUAGGAGAUUGCUGUGCCUCCCGGCUGGUCUGAGGUACGUGUGCCUCUCAGCAUCCGAGUUGAGCAGGUUGCCUGGUAAAGCUGUUCAGCUUAUGUGAGUUACUGCUUACAAAGGCAGUCAUGCAGUUUCUGGCCAUAAUUUGCAUUGAGAAAUUACUUUGCCACCAAAGCCCCCAGCACAGGAAUUUUAACCUUGCAUUACAUUGUUGCUGUUUUUUAUUGACUUGUGGAUGCCCCGUGAUCUGUUCUCCUGCUGCUCUUGUCCCCUAGACUGCCUCUCCUUUCACUUUUAAAUGGAAUGAGAAAUUGUUCUGAGGUCUAUAACGUAUUGUUUUGCAGCUGCCUUUUGUAAGAAGCACUUUUCCCAAUUAAAAAAGUCCAAAAAAAAA